AUGAAUGCUAACCCGAAAGAUGCAUUCUCAGUUUCCUUAUAAAAAUUUCAUCGAAAAAGUGUUCAUUCAUAAAUGGCAAAUACAAGUGGAUGUAAUUAAUUAAGUGAUGCUUCUACUAUUCCACUUCCUGAGUUGAAGGUUAGAGGAUUGCAAAGUGCAAAAAUAAAAGCAUCACCAAAAAGAUCUCCUCACGUUUUAAAAUUUUAUGUACAUGAUGCUUAAUGUUUGCUUAAGGAUCCAAUGAAAAAAGCUAAUGUAUGAUUCAGUUUUAUUUAUGGAUAUAGAGAAGAUAUGAAAACUAAUCUGACUAUGUAUUUGUGGACACUUACUUAGAUGCAUUACAUAUGAUAGCACAAGAAGAAAGAAAGAAUAAGUAAGCUAAUGGACAUACUAUAUAAUCUGAAGAAUUUUCAGAAUAACAAAUUUCAAUCAAUCCUUAACCUACUUUGCCUAAUAUACCAGCUUAAUUGAUAAGAGAUAGAAUGAGAGUUUAUGCAUAAAGUUAAUAAAAAGAUCCUUAAUCUAGUAAUUCUUAAUUCUGAUAAAUUAGUAGAAUCUCAACUAGCACAAAGAUAGCCUAAGAAAGUAAUCAAAACUGCAACUAGUUUAAUGACUAAAAAGAUUUUACCAAAUAAACUAACUGUAUCAUUAUCAGUUCAUUAAGCAAUCCCUCCUAUUAAACAUAAAGUUAGUGCUAAAAGAUGGGUUAUGUUUACAAAAUAGAAGAAUGAGNAAAAACAUCUUUUUCCUUAUUUACUUAAGUUAAUUUUCGCUUGUUUAUCUAUUUUAAUGCAUAUAGCUAAUUAAUUUCAAUUUCUCGAACCCUAAAAAUAUCUGAAAAGUUUUCAUGACCCAAAACUUCAAAAUCUGCAAGAUCUUCUAUUGCUUUUUUCCCUUAUGCUUUUCGAACUGCUCUUUGAUUUUCUCUCUAUUAUUUUAAUAUUUUAAUUACAUUUCAGAACAAAUAAAUUUAUGAUCUUUCCAAUCUUUUUUUAACAUUCUAUAGAACAAUAAUAAAUUGAUUUGCAUUACGAACAUCUUAAUAAUUCUGCACCUUAUUUCUUACAAUCUUAACAGCUAAAAAAGUAAUAAAAACUGCAAUUAGUUUGAUGACCAAAAAAAUUUUCACAAAUAAACUUACUGUAUCAUUAUCAGUUCAUUAAGCAAUUCUUUCUAUCAAACAUAAAAGUAAGUGCUAAAAGAUGGGUUAUGUUUACAAAAUAAAAGAAUGAGAAUUUUUUUAAUAAAUAAGUUGGAUGGCAAGAAUUUUAGAAAGGUGAAGUAGCUAGUAUUACAAAGAUAAUGACAUGUUCUACAACGUUGACAUAUUCAAAAGAAUACAAUAUUGAGCCUGAUCAAAUAAAAAUAAAAAUUCUUGGUCAUGCUGAAUGUAUUGGUGGAACUAGUGCCUUUUUAAAUGCUGGUGGAGUAUUAACUAUUAAACUAUUGUUAUUUGCUCUUAUGUUACCAUCUGGAAAUGAUGCAGCACUUGUUUUGAGUUUCACUAGAGCUUAUUUAAUGAUAUUAAAAAAGACUGAGAUCUAUUAGUAUAAUCGAUAUCUAAAAGGUGCUAUAGUAGACAUAGAACCAUAAAUUGAAAGAAAUAAAAAAUACCUUCCUUGA
Messenger RNA from Paramecium sonneborni, 1623 nucleotides. Lineage: Eukaryota; Ciliophora; Oligohymenophorea; Peniculida; Parameciidae. The record is from the annotation of a GenBank genome assembly.